Molecule: messenger RNA, 1787 nt
Organism: Pundamilia nyererei
Lineage: Eukaryota; Metazoa; Chordata; Actinopteri; Cichliformes; Cichlidae
Gene: fubp3
Product: far upstream element (FUSE) binding protein 3
Exons: 19
Coding region: 37-1713 (558 amino acids)
Molecular function (GO): RNA binding
Source: RefSeq, a predicted model, not a curated record
UUUUUUUUUAAGUGCGGCUCUCAGCUGCCGAGGCGGAUGAUGAUGAUGGCGGAGCUGGUUCAGGGACAGGCCUCGGUGGCUCAGCCCGGAACGAAAGAUGACUUCGCAGACACGAUACGCCGGGUCCGACAGAUGACAGCCAAGAUGGGAGGAGACCAGAUGCCCAAUAUGAACAGUUCAUCUCCAGUCUUGGACCCCUCCAUGUAUGGCUUUGGAGGCCAGAAACGUUCACUAGACAAUGGAGUGGGGAACCAUCUCAGUGCAAUGGUACAUCAAAGGGCUUUUACAACAGAAGACUUCAAAGUGCCUGAUAAGAUGGUGGGAUUCAUCAUUGGAAAAGGAGGCGAGCAGAUCUCAAGAAUUCAGCAGGAAUCAGGUUGUAAGAUCCAGAUUGCUUCAGACAGUGGAGGCAUGCUGGACAGACCCUGCACGCUGACUGGCAGUCCAGAGAACAUAGAGCAGGCAAAGAGGCUUCUGUGCGAGAUUAUCGAGCAGUGUAGGUAUGGUCCAGGCUUCCACAAUGAGAUGGACGGGAACAGUUCCAUUCAGCAGAUCCUGAUCCCUGCAAACAAAGUCGGCCUGGUGAUUGGAAAAGGAGGAGAGACCAUUAAACAACUGCAGGAGAGAACAGGAGUGCAGAUGAUAAUGAUUCAGGAUGACCCCAUGCCCACUGGAGCAGACAAGCCCCUGAGAAUCACUGGGGAUCCCCACAAAGUGCAGCAAGCCCGUGAACUUGUGGUGAAGCUCAUCCGGGACAAAGACCAGGGGGACUACAGAGCUGGCAGGCCAGAUUUUGGCUCCAAAAUGGGUGGAAGCAGUCUAGACGUGGUUGUGCCUAGAUUUGCUGUUGGCAUCAUCAUUGGCAGGAAUGGCGAGAUGAUCAAGAAGAUUCAGAGUGACGCUGGGGUCAGGAUCCAGUUCAAGCAAGAUGACGGUAUCAGCCCCGACCGUGUAGCUCAGGUGAUGGGACAGCCCGACCACUGUCAUCAUGCGGUCCACCUCAUCAAUGAACUCGUUCAGACAGCUCAGGAGCGAGAUGGAUUUGGCGGCGUAAUGGGACGUCGAGGGCGAGGUGACUGUAACAUGGGAGGGCCUGGAGGUCUGCAAGAGAUGACAUAUGCAGUACCAGCUGAUAAGUGUGGCCUGGUGAUUGGCAAAGGUGGAGAAACCAUCAAGAACAUCAAAGAGCAGUCUCGUGCCCACGUGGAGCUGCAGAGAAACCCGCCGCCCAACACCGACCCCAACGUGCGCAUCUUCUCCAUCCGAGGCACCCCUCAGCAGAUGGAAAAGGCCCGCCAGCUGAUCAAUGAGAGAAUUGGGGGCCCAGGAAUCGGGGGGAACAGCACCUUCGGUAUGAAUCCCUACAACCAAGGACCAACCACUCCCCCGCAACAUGGGCCUCAGACAUUCAUGACUGGAGGAUGGGGGACAACUUUUCAGAUAUGGCAACCCCAAGGACAACAGGAUAACGGUCACAAUGGAUCCCAGACGGGCCAGAUGGACUGGGAGCAGUAUUACAAAAAGUUAGGUCAGCAAACCCAGGCCCAGAGUACUGUUCCUGAAUACAACAAAGGAUGGGGCCAGGCGGCUAGUCCUGGAUCUCAGCAGACCUCCAAUCCUGACUACAGCACCUGGGUUGACGUCUACAGACAGCCGAUGGCCUUCUUCAGCCAGGGCGCUCAGACGCAAGCCCCGGGUCUUCAGGAUCAUUAGAGAAGGCGCCCCGGUUAAAGACUUGAAUCACUGAGGAUGAAAACAACCCUUCUUCUUCUUCUUCUUCUUUCUUU